AUCGUCGACUCACUACUACACGCAUACUACUGACUUUCGCAACGCGAUCUGCACGGUACACGAACACCGACUAGGAAUCACAUAUUUGGACGAAGCGAGUUAUUAGUACAAGCGAAAUCAAAUACGAACAAAAUGUACAGCCCAUACGGCUCCUACAGCUCCAUGAGCUCCCCAGCUCAACCGAUGGAGAUCCCCACCAACAGCUACCUAUUCUCCUCGCGAGACUACAGCGCCAGCUGCGCGUUCCCCUCGUGGCCGCAGCGAUCCUCGCUCACCAACGAAGAGCAAGAACAACCGUACCAACGCGCGUCUUCAUACCUCUCCGACGACGAUCUAUUCCCCUGCGACGGCUUCGAGGAUGACGCGCACAGCGUAUCUAGUGCGGGCAGCACGACACCCACGUCACCGACAGCAGUUGCCGAGGACGCCGCCGAGAUGCUAAGAAUCCAACGCGAACAGCAAAUGGCAGUGCAACGUGAAGCAGUCAAGUUCCUGCUCAACGAGAAGGAGCGCCGAAGACAACAACUCAAGCGCCAACGCCGUGGCAGUGGCGGCUCGUCGAAGAAGAGCACACCCAAAAGCAAGCAAGCGCAUCUCGACGCCAUCGCCGAGGCUGGUGAAUGAAGCGACCACUCCUAGAACGCGGAUACAGUUUAUUAAUGAUAUUUUGGAAACAAUUUUACGAAGCAAUGUUUAUUUUACGAUGACACGAAAUGGAACGACACGAUACGAAUUAAUACCCAUGAUACCCUAUUAUGAUACCCCCAAUACCACCACCUAUCAGCACUAGCACCAACGCCCAUCACCGAGAACUCAUUAUAAU
Messenger RNA from Hypoxylon trugodes, 823 nucleotides. RefSeq lists its product as uncharacterized. The record is from RefSeq and is a predicted model, not a curated record. Bases 133 to 624 code for a protein of 163 amino acids. The transcript is spliced from 2 exons. Lineage: Eukaryota; Fungi; Ascomycota; Sordariomycetes; Xylariales; Hypoxylaceae.